CCCGAUUCACAGACGGACGUGUCCAUACGGUUCAUCCAUACGUAUACACAGACAUAUAAAAGAUCAUCCCCUAAGUACCACCGACCCAGCCCUCCAGCCGAUUCCAACCUUUGACCUACAAUUCAUACCAACUCAACCUAGUUCCCCCCCUGCCACUGCCGCAUUCGGCGCCAGCCGAUAGGCAAAGGCACCUGUGUCACCUGCUGCAAGUGCCUACAUACAAGCCAACGGGAGAGACAAACGUACAACGAUCACCUGGGACCACCUGCCAGGCAGGCAGCCUUCCCAUCCUCACGGACCUCACCUGACGUCAUUCAUCAUUUGUUGCCUCAACCCCUUCACGAGCCGAAAAAGAGGGAAUAACGGCCACACGCCACACGAUCGGCAAGGUCCAAAAAGCUGAACAGACCAGGACGCAUAACAUCGACAAUGCGAUAUGCCCCGCCCGGGCAGGCGCUUGACCCUCUUUUCCUCCCCUCUCGUGUGGUCGCACUCCAGGAAUGCUCCAUCCUUGAAGCUGCUGAUGGCCUUCUCCAGGUCGCCCACGGUGACGCCCUUGGCCGGGUCAGACGCAGGAACAGCACACACCUGACAUUCACACACACACACACACACAAUCGCCCCAUCUCUGCGUUCACGGCCCCCCUUCCUCACCUGUCACCAAAUUGGCCUUGUUGUCGAACUCCUCUGGUAUGGCCGGCUUGAGGAGCUCAUGGAAGUUUGCAUUGAACUGCUGCAUCCAUGUCAGUGGCGACAGCCGAUCGUAAGUGUAGCAGAUGCAGUUGCGGCGCUUCAUGAUGAUGAGAGUCGGGUAGGGAUACAGCACGUGGCUCUUGUCGACAUCCUCUCCCUCAUCCUCACGGUAGCCCAUCAGGUCACACAAGUCUAUGUCCAGGCUCCGCGGCUCAUUACUGCGGUUGGCGCGGCUGACCUCGGCCAUCACCUCUUGCACCAGCUUGGAGUUCUCCUGGGCCGCACGGCACAUCUGCACCACGACAUACAGAGAGGGACACACAAGCUCAUGAGCUUGGUGUACCUUGCGGUGCUUUGCCUACCUUCUUGUGCUCCUUCCAGUGAGCCCGCUGGCACUCAACCGAGCAGUAGCGAACCUGCAGGCGGAAAGAAAACCCAAUGUCCAGUUUCAGUGCGUGUUUGCCAAUCACACAUCACACGCAUGACGGACGCAAUCACAUCUGGCUCACCUCGUGGCAGCCGCUGCAGAUCUGCAGCGUCGUGACGUCAUGAGCCUCCACACGCUUGCGGCAUUUGGCGCACUUGCGGCCGAUGUAGCAGUUCAGCAUGCCCUCCAUGCCCUGCCGGUCCAUGAUGACGCGAGUGGCC
This is a messenger RNA of Vitrella brassicaformis, 1341 nucleotides long. The record is from the annotation of a GenBank genome assembly. Lineage: Eukaryota; Vitrellaceae.